GUCAUGCGUCAUGACGUAGAGAAUGUGAGUGGCUGGAUGUCGUCCGAUUGCUUUGGAAAAGUCGUGCUUUGAAGACAAUCUACUAAUCCCCAAAACGUAAUGCAAUCGACUGAAAGGUGUCGGAUAUUUUUGGACAAGAAUCCGUUCGAUCUCGCCUCUGCUUCGAGUCGUUUGGGUGCACGUUGAAUCUUCGAGGCCUUCUAAGGUUAGCCUAGCCUAGUUUAGCAGCUAACAAAAGAGAACAAACAAUGCACCUGGAAUAAACACGUCGCCGAGCAAGCAAACGUCAAGUCCCAAAAUGUCAGAUGUGAGUCAAGCGCAUGGUCCUGAAUGCCUGGAGUCUGCUCGCAUGGAGGAAGAGGAAGAGUCGCCGUACAUCAAGAAGGUGGGGGAAGAAUAUGUCCACAUUAAAGAGGAGCAGGAGGAGUACUUCAUUAGACUGCAGAACCCCCACAUUGAGGAGCAGCAGCAACUUUAUCCCCUCAAAAAGGAGGACGACGACCCUCCAUAUGUUAAAAUGGAGGUGGUGGACAUCCCCAAGUGGACUGAUGAGCCCUUGAAGGGUGAAGAUGGAGGUCCGAGUGAAGCCAGCAGAGGGGCGGAGCUUCUUAGUGGCAGCAGUUCAAAAGGAUUCGAAGCAGAGAACCUCAUUGCUCGACCAUCAGAGAGUGACGACUUCACAUCACACUCGCUGUUCUAUCUACAUGUCAGCCAUGCCCAUCGUCUUGAGCACCAGGAGUCUGCAUGUGUCAAGGGGGAGGAGGAAGAGUCGCCAUGCAUUAAGGAGGAAGAGUCAGUUCACAUUAAAGGAUUCAGAAAAUAUCUUGAUGCCGAGCCAGAAUCUCCUGGCAUUAAAGAGGAUGUGGAGCGCCCCCAAAUCAAAGAGGAGGAGCCUGAGCCCUGUCAACAGAAGGAGAGAGAAGAGCACCUUCCAUUCAAAAAGGAGGAGGAGGAGGAGCUACCAUAUGGUAAAGAGGAGGUAAACGAGGUGCAUAUCACCAGGUUGACUGGUGAGCCCUUGAAGAGUGAAGUUGGUCCGAGUGAGGCCAGCAGAGGGGCGGAGCCUCCAAGCGAGAGGAGUAACAGCAGUUCAACAGAAGGAUUGCAAGCAGACAUUGCUCCAUCAGACAGAGAUGGCGCCAAGUCACACUUACCUUACAAAGAUGAUGGUCAUAAGACAUCUCACGGUGACGACAAACUCUGCAAAUGCUCUCAAUGUGGGAAAACCUUUGCUACUAAGCAAAGUUGUCGUAGGUAUAUGAGGAGCCACACUGGCGAAAAACCUUUUUCCUGCUCAGUUUGUGGAAAAGGAUUCUCUUCAAAGAGCGCACUAAUAAUUCACACAAGAACACACACUGGAGAAAAACCUUUUUCCUGCUCAGUUUGUGAUCAAAGAUUCAGUUUUCAGAGUACCUUAAAUCGACACACAAGAACCCACACUGGCGAAAAACUUUUUUCCUGCUCAGUUUGUGGAAAAGGAUUCACUUCAAAGAGAAAUCUAAUAAGUCACACAAGAACCCACACUGGAGGAAAACGUUUUUCCUGCUUAGUUUGUGAUCAAAGAUUUGCUCGGAAGCACCACUUAAAAGAUCACACAAGAACCCACACUGGCGAAAAACCUUUUUCCUGCUCAGUUUGUGAUCAAAGAUUUGCUCGGAAGCGAUGCUUAAAACGACACACAAGUAUCCACACUGGAGAAAAACCUUUUUCCUGCUCAGUUUGUGGAAAAGGAUUCUGUUCGAAGGGAGAACUAAUAAUUCACUCAAGAAUCCACACUGGAGAAAAAAAAAAUUCCUGCUCAGUUUGUGAUCAAAGAUUCACUUGUAAGCAACACUUAAAACGACACACAAGAACCCACACUGGCGAAAAACCUUUUUCCUGCUCAGUUUGUGAUCAAAGAUUUGCUCGGAAGCACCACUUAAAAGAUCACACAAGAACCCACACUGACGAAAAACCUUUUUCCUGCUCAGUUUGUGAUCAAAGAUUUGCUCGGAAGGAAUGCUUAAAACAACACACAAGAAUCCACACUGGAGAAAAACCUUUUCCCUGCUCAGUUUGUGGUCAAAGAUUUGCUCGGCAGCAACGCUUAAAACAACACACAAGAAUCCACACUGGAGAAAAACCUUUUCCCUGCUCAGUUUGUGGUCAAAGAUUCGCUCUGCAGCAACACUUAAAACAACACACAAAGUCACACACUGGCGAAAAACCUUUUCCCUGCUCAGUUUGUGGUCAAAGAUUUGCUCGGAAGCCAAACUUACAAAGUCACGAAAGAAUCCACACUGGCGAAAAACCUUUUUCCUGCUCUGUUUGUUGUCAAAGAUUCGCGCAGAAGGCUAUGAUAAAGAGACACGUGUGUGUUGGUGUGGGAAGCAGUCGCUAUUGACUGUUUUGCCUGUCAUCUGUGCUGACUUUGAAAUUUUGCAUGCCGGACGACUAUUCCGUUGAGUUUUCUUUAAUCCUGUUGAGGAUUGGCACUUUUGGUACCUUGCUUUGUCCAAUCGUUGUAUGAUGUGCAUCCACCCUAUUGCCAAAACCUCAACUGAUUGAACUCUCUCAAGUUAAGUAGCAUAUUUUAUAUAAUACUCUCUGUCUUAAACUGUACUUUUCACAUUUAUUAUUCAAAGCGACAGACCCCAAAUUCCAAAAAUUCAAAUCAUAGAUAAUUAAUGUCAUUAUAUAAAUAUGGAAAAUUAGGAUAUAUUGUUCAAUGUUGCAAAAUAAUAAUAAAAGAAAUACUGGCUAACAAAUUAGUUUUCUGUGGUGGGAUUAAUGUAUAUUUCAUUCUUUAAAAAUUCUCUUACAUUCCUACUCGUGAUUGACAGGCAUGUUACAACAGAGUAUGAGGGCCCCAUAAAGGGUGUUGGGGAAAAAAUAAAAUGUUUUGGUGUAUCAUUUUUGUUAAAAAAUUUAUAAUCACUAACACAUAAAACGCACAAAAAUUAGUGUAUUUAAUUUUAGAGACUAAAUUUAUGUUGAAAAUGUUUUUGUUUGUUAAUAACAUGGUCAUCACCUGACACCUUGCUUGCUACAAGGGGCACAUUGAAUAAGGCGCUAUAGACCCUACCCACGUGACGUCACAACUCCUUCCUCCUGACUGGUGCCGCCCAAUUGUCCGUCAACACAUCAUGUUUACCUGUUACGGCUACGUACAUUCCUCCUAUUUACGACGUGUUUUUCUGCUCGUUAACAUUAAUAAUCAAAAUGGUGAAGGCGUGUGUGGCGGUCGGUUGCAAUAACAGAGAAGAUAGACGGAGAAGACGGAGAGACUUGAAGUUCUACCGGAUUCCGAGAGACCCGGAGAGAAGAGAGCGAGAUGGGCUGCUGCAAUUCGACGAGAAAACUGGGCUCCAAAUGAUUACCACAGAUUAUGUAGUAGUCAUUUUAUAUCUGGUAAGAUGCAUUUAAAUAUAUAUUUAGAGGGUUUUGGGCUGACAACCACAAUUAAGAUCAUUGCUAGGCUAAUCGCCGACAACAUACACGUAUGUAUGUAGUGCUAUCGCUUAACCAUAUAAACAUUAAAAGCCCUAACUCCAUUGACAAACGACAUGAAAUACAUUAGACUUGACAGUGGAUGUUAGCGAUAACAAAAGAUUUUGAAUUGAAAAUUUCGUAACUCACCUUUCCAAGCGCAAGAUAGAUUCCUGCCGAAUUUUCGUGGACGAGGACCUGUUUCCCCCAACCAGCAACGAAGUAUUUAUAAGCCUCCAAGCUCUUAAAGUUAUUCAAACUUUCGUGAGAAUAGGCUGAUUUUGUGUGGACAAGAUAGUUGUACAUAUCAGGGUAGCUAGCAGAUGUCAGGCAAAUACGGCGGAGACAGCGGGUCGAAAAACAUUGAUUUAGGCAUCAAAUAUGGAUCUGGCGAAUGGAUAAACUGAAGCUUUUCCACAUAACGCCUUUUAUGCAACGCAUCAAGUGAGUUUACGGCAUCCGAAAGCACUGGGUCUUCCAUGAAAUGCAUUAUAAAUUGCUCGAUCAAUUGAGACCAUUGAUAAUACAGACACAAAAUGACGGACAAGGGGGCGGAACCAUACAGCGAGCACGUGAUUUUGUGACGUCGGUGGGUAGGGUCUAUAGGAACGGAAAGGUUCUCUGUUGACAGAGGAGGCGUAAACAGUGACAUUUUCUAAAAUUCAAUUGAAGGUCGAAAAUGAAGAUGAUUAUGUUGAUAGUUCUGUAAUAUUGCCCACUGAGGAAAAGUUAGCUGCAGAUUUAGGCUGGAGUCCAGAAAGGAAAUCUAUCUGUGGUGUCUUCAAAUAAGUAGGGUAUUUUUUUUUUUAGCUAUAAUAUUAUUAGUUGUUGCUGUUGAGCUUCCGCCGUGUAUAGCGCUGUUGGUUAUGUGUUCAAAUUUAUUUUAGUGUUGUGAAAAGGGGGUGUUAAACCGAGGAUUAUUGGACCUUUUAGUUUUGAAAUGUGUUUUUGUGUCAUUGCGCCGUCUAGCUGUGGGGAUUUGCACUUUUAAUUCCAAUACCUGAGCUCCAACAUGCACAGUAGUUGAAAUAGAAAUUUGUCUUUGUAGUAGCCUCGUACGUAAACUAUCCGGCAUGCGUGUGUACGGCCGUCGUGCACGCCUUGUGUGGAAUAACAUAGAAAUUUGGAUGGAAACGGCUGUUUUUGGAUGGGGAAAACCUAAAACAGAUUCUCCGCUUCAAGCGCCCAUGUAUCAGCCCCCGCCGAUGAAAAUCUCAUCUCUGCUUCGAACUUGAAAGUGCUUGCACCUCACCGCCCAUAAUUAAUACCCUGUUUUUAUUCAGUCCACUACAUUUAAAUGUACUUUUCAUAUUUUAUCCUGAUUUUAUGUGAUAUAGACCCCAAUCACCAACGUCACACAAUCACGUGAUCGCUGUAUUGUGCCGCCAUAUUGUCCGUCAUUGUGUGUCCGUAUUGUCAAUGAUCGUAGUUUCUAAAGGUGGAUUCACUUGCAAAUUAUGGAAGCCCCGGUGCUUUCAGACGCCGUAAACUCAUUGGAUGAGUUCAUAAAAGCCAUCAUUUGGAAAAGCUUCGGUUGAUCCAGUCGCCAGAUCCAUAUUUGAUGCCCAAAUUCCGGUCCCGUCCCGUGCAAAAACCUUCAGUCAUAAUACAGUUGAUGUCACGAUGAGGCGUCGGGUACCCAAAAUCGGCACCGGCCCGAAUAUAAACCGACAUUUGGGCAGCUGAGCGUCACCAUUGUCGCGAUUGUAAAAUGAAACUUGAUUUCCCUCCUGACGGGAGCGCUUAGUUAUAACCAGGGGUGCACAUAUUUUUUUUGCCCAGGUUCUCAGAGGUGGACCUGGAGAUGUGACUUGGUCCUCAUUGAGCUUGAGAUCCGACCCGCCCGAUGCGAUAAAAUUAUGACAAGCUUUACUUGGAGCCAAUUAACUUUAAUUAUAUUAACAAUUAAUGCUUGAUUAACAUCAACUGGACUAACAAAAUUGCCAUUACUUUGAAGUAAAAUGUAAAGAAAUAAACAUAAAAGCACCAUUUCAAAAUAAAGGGUAUUAUGCGGCUCCCACAUUAACUCCAAGCCUUUGUAAAAGUGGGAUGUCCUCCUCAUAAGACCUCAUUGAACGUGCAUGUUUAGCUUUGUAAAAUGCGAGCAAAAACACGUUUGACAGUGCAUGGCGCUGUUUUCAUUACCUUUAUUCCGCCACUUGUCCAUAGGGCGAGUGGGGUCCUGUCUGACAUCGAUAGUUUGCUUAGUUGACACAUGCUGUUUUUUUCGUGCAUUUCAAAGUUCGGAUGGCUGAAAUUCUUUGACCCUACAUAAAAUGCGCUGCUCUUAUCAGCGACAUUGGGAUUCUCACGGCACAUUUUGUACAGCAUUUCCGUGCGAGCAUCUGCUGCUAAUCAGUACAUGUAAUGUCUGAGUAAGAUUGAUGUUCAAUUUGACUACAAUUCUGUUUUGUGUCACAGCCGAGACAACAUUAGCUUUGCUAAACGGUAGUUAUACAACGCUAAAGAAAUGGGAAACAUUCAUCUCCUACUAGUCACACAAAAUGCAAGUGUUCCAAGUUAAUUGUUUACAGGUGGAAACGCUGUUAGGUAUA
Molecule: messenger RNA, 6023 nt
Organism: Corythoichthys intestinalis (scribbled pipefish)
Lineage: Eukaryota; Metazoa; Chordata; Actinopteri; Syngnathiformes; Syngnathidae
Product: oocyte zinc finger protein XlCOF22-like
Exons: 4
Coding region: 299-2383 (694 amino acids)
Biological process (GO): regulation of DNA-templated transcription
Molecular function (GO): RNA polymerase II cis-regulatory region sequence-specific DNA binding; DNA-binding transcription factor activity, RNA polymerase II-specific
Source: RefSeq, a predicted model, not a curated record